Stegastes partitus (bicolor damselfish) is the source of this 2265-nucleotide messenger RNA. RefSeq names its product cadherin-18. Lineage: Eukaryota; Metazoa; Chordata; Actinopteri; Pomacentridae. Gene Ontology annotation, cellular component: adherens junction; catenin complex; plasma membrane. Gene Ontology annotation, biological process: calcium-dependent cell-cell adhesion; cell-cell junction assembly; adherens junction organization. Bases 1 to 2265 code for a protein of 754 amino acids. Gene Ontology annotation, molecular function: beta-catenin binding; cadherin binding; calcium ion binding. The transcript has 10 exons. The record is from RefSeq and is a predicted model, not a curated record.
AUGAGGAUAUCCACCACCUCCUGUCUUUGCCCCGUUCUGGUCUGCCUCUGCUUCAUCCAGAGGUGCUACGGCUCGAGCCACCACCUUCCCACCAAAGUGCCCUCCAAGAACCAGACGAAACUGGCCAACGGGGAGACGGAGGUGCACCACCGGCCCAAGCGCGGCUGGAUCUGGAACCAGUUCUUUGUUUUAGAAGAACACAUGGGACCGGAUGCACAGUAUGUGGGAAAGCUUCACUCAAACUCAGACAAAGGCGAUGGAACUGUCAGGUACAUCCUGAGCGGGGAAGGAGCCGGGACUAUAUUUAUCAUCAAUGAGGAGACGGGAGAUAUUCACGCCACUAAGAGCCUGGACCGGGAAAGGAAAACACAUUAUGUCCUGCAUGCGCAAGCCCUGGACCGCAACACAGAGGAGGCCCUGGAACCAAAGUCGGAAUUCAUCAUCAAAGUGCAAGACAUCAAUGACAAUGCGCCCAAAUUUCCAGAUGGACCCUUUGUAGCGACGGUGCCGGAGAUGUCUGAAGUGGGUACGUCCGUGUUGCAAGUCACGGCGACGGACGCCGACGACCCCACCUACGGAAACAGCGCCAGGAUAGUCUACAGCAUCCUACAAGGACAGCCAUAUUUCUCCGUCGACCCCAAAACAGGAAUCAUCAGGACUGCCUUAGCCAACAUGGACCGGGAAGCCAGAGAACACUACACUGUUGUCAUCCAAGCCAAAGACAUGGCAGGCCAGGUUGGAGGCCUCUCUGGUUCCACCACCAUCAACAUCACGCUGACAGACGUCAACGACAACCCGCCCACGUUUCCUCAGAAAAAUUACCAGCUGUACGUCCCUGAAUCAGCUCAAGUGGGGAAGCCAGUCGGGAAGAUCAAAGCCAAUGAUGAGGACCUUGGCAUCAAUGCGGAUAUCAAGUACAGCAUCAUUAACUCGGAGGGGGCCAACAUGUUUUCCAUAUCCACGGACAGAGACACAAGAGAGGGAAUCAUCAGCCUCAAAAAGCCUCUGAAUUACGAGAGGAAGAAGGCCUACACGCUCCACAUCGAGGGCAUGAACACGCAUGUGGAUCCCCGUUUUUCCUACCUUGGUUCUUUCAAAGACACUGCCACCCUUAAAAUCACGGUCGGGGACGUGGACGAAGCGCCCGUCUUUUCUAUGGAUUACUAUAUCAUGGAUGUUUAUGAAAACGCGCCGAGCGGCACGGAGGUGGGCACCGUAACGGCUCGAGAUCCCGACGGCAGGAACAGCCCCGUCAGGUACUUCUUGGACAGCAAAGAGGAAGGAGUGCGGUACUUCCGAAUCGACGAAAGCAGCGGACUUAUACGUACGACGCAGCCUCUGGACAGGGAAGCCAUGCCUUGGCACAACAUCACUGUAAUGGCCUCGGAGGUGAUCCAGACUGUCACGGCGGUGGAUAAGGACGACUUCGCCAACGGACAGCGGUUCUCCUUCGCCCUGCCCAGCCAGCUGCCGGUUAAUCCCAACUUCACCCUGAAGGACAAUGAAGACAGCUCGGCCAGCAUCAUUGCCAGGCGGCGCCGCUUCAACCACCUGACGCAGGAGCUGUACGAGCUGCCCAUUGUGGUGUGGGACGGCGGGGAGCCGUCGCUGAGCGGCACCAGCACCUUGACUCUGCGGGUGUGCCCGUGCCAGCGCCACGGCAGGAUCCGGAUGUGCCAAGGCGAGGCGUUCCUCUCGUCGGCGGGUCUCAGCACGGGGGCUCUGAUUGCCAUCCUGCUGUGCAUCGUCAUCCUGCUGGCCAUCGUGGUUCUCUUCAUCACCCUGAGGCGGAGCAAGAAGGAGCCCCUCAUCAUCUCCGAAGAGGACAUCAGAGAGAACGUGGUCACCUACGACGACGAGGGCGGCGGCGAGGAGGACACCGAGGCGUUCGACAUCAUCGCCCUGCGCAACCCGGCCGCCGCGGAGGAGCUAAAGUUCCGGCGGGACGUUCGGCCGGAGGCCAGGAAACACAUCGAGCCUCCCCGCGGCCGCCGGAGCCCGUCGGUGGAGCCGGACGAGGUGGACGUGCACGAGUUCAUCAAGCAGAGACUGGUGGAGGCCGACAUGGACACCAGCGUGCCGCCCUACGACUCCCUCCAGACCUACGCGUACGAGGGUCAGGGCUCGCCCACAGGAUCCAUCAGUCCGCUAGACUCUCCCGGCACACAGUCGGAGCAGGAUUAUAACUACCUGGACGACUGGGGACCCGAGUUCCAGAAACUUGCAGAACUCUACGGAGAGGCAGAGUCGGAUGUGACGACCUAG